AGUGAAAAGAGCGAGGAACGGCGUCAAGAAACAGAGAUAUUGCUUGAACAGCACAUCGCUUCCAUCAACGAAUUAAAACGCAAGGUGGAAGAGUUGACUGAAAAGGCAGAAGAAGUGGCAUCUCUUAGGGAUCAACUUGAGGAAUACAAACAUACGACGGAGCGUAUGCAUAAAUUGGAGAAUUUGAUUGAAAAGUACAAGCGCAAAGUCGAAGAUACGUCUGAUUUGCGACGACAAAUCAAGGCGCUGGAAGAUCAAAAUACAAGUUUAUUGGAAAGAAGUCAUCAUGUGGAAGACGAGUACCGCAAGGUGUUGGCCUUCAAAACAUUGAUGGAUUCCUACAAGGAACAAGUGCAGCAACUGGAAUCCAAUAACCGCGAGAUUUUGAAAGAUAAAACGACCCUGGAGACCGAACUACGCAAUAUGUCCGACACCUGUGCGUAUCUCGAGAUGGAGCGUGACCGCAACAUGGAACAGAUUCAACAAUUGGAAGAGCACUUGAAAGAAAUCGAACUCGGUGGUGGAGCGACCCUGGAUAAGGUCUUGAGUCAUCGUGCCAGUGUGGUCAUUGACGAGGACAUGGAUGUCGACGCGAACAAUAUGGAAGAAAAUAUGAAGAAAUCCAAUGUGACGGAGCUCCGUUUGACGAUUCGUCGGUUACAGCGGCAGAUCCGGGAGAUGGAGGAAAAAGAGGCAGAGCCUGUCAAGGAAAAUCAAGAGUUGGUGAUCAAGUCAAAGGCAGAACUGGAUCAAGUGAUGAAAGAACGCGAUCAACUCCGGGAAGAAUUGACCCAAAUUCGCAACGGCAUUCCCGAUUCCUUGCUAAACCAGACCCAGACCAUUAUGGCCUUCCGCUCAAGAAUCUUGGAUUUGGAAAAGGAGUGUUCCUACCUGAAAACCACAACCAGCAAGCUGGAAGCAACGGUACUGGAAGGCACGCGCAAUGUCGCCAAAGAUACAGCCACCUUGGAAAAAUACGAAAAGGAACAUGCUACUGUGCAAGAGCGGCUCAAUCGCUUGGAGGACAUCACCAAAAUGCAGCUUCACGAUAUUAAUCGCAUGCUUGUUGAAGCCAAUUAUCUUAAUGGUGUGAAUAACUACCAAACCUCUGACAAUCAUGCCGAUCAACGUCCAGGAUUAAGCGACAAGGAUUUGGAAAUUAUCAAGGAGCAGAACGCCAGCUUGCAGAUCCACGUGCUUCACUUGCAAGAAGAGAUCAACGAGACGCAAGGAAAAACUCGCAAAAUUCGCGAUAUGAUCAAAUUAUACAGCCAGUUACUACAGGAGAUGGUCGCACGGUUCAGUAUCAUUGGUCGCAAAUCGGAAGAAACCACGUCUUUCCUGAACCGCGCGCCUCGCACAAAGGAAGAAGAGCACGAUUUACUCAAGAAACAAAUUCACGACGUUCGCCUUCAAUCGCGAAGAGAGCAGCAACUCAUUAUAUCGGCUUGGUACGAUCUCGCUCGACGAAACCAUCGCGAAAUUUCGAAUCUGUCGAUUCGUUCGACGCCUUCCUCCUGGCUUGGACGACAACGCAAAAUUUUGGACGGACAGCUACGACAAAGACUAUGUUAAAUAUUCGACACUAUCAACCUAUUCAUUGUAUUAACACCUAUUAAAAAAGAGUCUGGUCCCAUCAAACCACCAAGGAAACCUCUUCUUAUGUAAGAAAGAACAGUUGCGGUCAUC
Molecule: messenger RNA, 1689 nt
Organism: Radiomyces spectabilis
Lineage: Eukaryota; Fungi; Mucoromycota; Mucoromycetes; Mucorales; Radiomycetaceae
Exons: 8
Coding region: 166-1575 (469 amino acids)
Biological process (GO): cytoplasmic microtubule organization
Molecular function (GO): microtubule binding
Source: RefSeq, a predicted model, not a curated record